Adineta ricciae is the source of this 915-nucleotide messenger RNA. Lineage: Eukaryota; Metazoa; Rotifera; Eurotatoria; Adinetida; Adinetidae. The record is from the annotation of a GenBank genome assembly.
AUGUCUGUCGGUGAAUACUUUACGAAACUCAAUACGAGUCUUCCUUCUACGUCCGCGACUACUCGUAUUCCUGCCUUCUUCAUAGCACAUGGCUCUCCAAUGCUCAUUUGGCCAAAACAAAUACCCGCUGCUUCAAGCUCUCUUAUGAGAUCGCUAAUGAAGACUUCAGGUCCUGAUGGUCCGCUUGCCAAUUUCCUCAAAGCUCUUGGUCCUUUUCUUCUGCAACGUUACAGACCAAAAGCGGUCCUCGUUUUUUCUGCUCACUGGGAAACCGAAAGACAUAUCGAAGUCAUGGCUAAUGAUGACAAAAAUGAACUCUUAUAUGACUAUUACAAUUUCCCUGAUGAACUCUACAAGGUCACUUGGGAAUCUUACGGAUCAUCAUCGCUCGCUAAACAUGUUAAAGAUCUUCUAGAAAAGGCCAAAAUACCUGUUAAAUUGAUCAAAAAUAGUGAACGUGGUUUCGAUCAUGGUGUCUUCGUUCCGUUCAUACACAUGUUUCCUGAACAACCGUUUCCUCUACCUGUUAUCGAAGUUUCUAUCGAUUCAAGUCUCGAUCCAGAACGAGAAAUUAAUUUAGGAAAAGCAAUUGAAUCUCUUCGAGAUGAAGGUAUACUUAUUCUCUCUGGUGGUCUCUCAAUUCAUAAUUUGAACGAUCUUGGACAAUCGUUGCCUGAUGUGGCCAGUCCAAAUGUGAGAGAUUUUGAAAAGACAAUGAUCAUGGCAGCAGAGUUACCAGAAAAUCGCCGGCUCGAUGAGUUGAAGAAAUUGGUGCGACAUGCAGGAUUUCGAUCAGCUCAUCCUCGCGAAGAGCACUUCGUUCCAAUGUAUGUUGCAGCAGGAGCGGGCAGUCAAGGCGAGGCCAAAGUAUUGUGUGAUCUCCAUGGCGCAGUGACCAUUGCAUUCGGAUUGUAA